AUGAGAUCGCCCGCUCUGCUGUCGGUGCUGCUGCUGGUGUGCUCCGGCGAUGGGGCCCUGCAGGGGGGCGCCGGCGAGGGCCCUCCGCAGCGUGCCGCCUCGGCCACCGGCCCGCUGCCGGUGGACCUGGAGUUCUUCGAGGACGACGACUGCCUGGAGGUCCCCGGUGCGGAGGAGCUGCUGGCGCUGCUGCACGACAUGUGCCUGCUGCUGGAGAGGGUGCUGUUCGCUGCGGACCGGAGCAGCGGGUGGGCUGCCUUCGAUGAGUGGCGGCAGGCGAGCGCGCCCGAGUUGGCGCCGUACUGCGAGCCGGGCAAGCUCGCGUCGACGGCGGCGCAGUGCCUCCUGGUGCUCCGGCAGGAGCCAGACGGCGCCAAUAGUGCGCUGGAGUGCGCCGCCUCGUUGGACGAGGACCUGUGGGCACAGAUGACGCCGCUGGGCAAGGACUACUCGACGCGCCUGCACCUCGUCCUGCGAAGCCCGUGGCCCGCGUUCCGGCUGCUCGACCUCCUGGUGCGGCUGCAUCCGGAGAGCGGGUCGACGCGUAUGGGAGCUUGCAGGAGGCACCAGAAUUGGCAGAGCGAGCCGGACAUCUUCGACUGGCCGUGGUUCAAGUCCGUCUUCACGUCGGCAGUGGACUUCGCGUCCAUGGAGCCAGGCGUCCUGGACCUCAGGCCUGAGGACGGGCCGUUGUCGGCCCAGUACGAAGCGCGCUGGCUGCGCCUGUACGGAGACUCGUUCGGCGUCCGCGAGGCCAUGUCCUUUUCUGACGACGUGUUCGAGGUGUACAGCAGGGUGCACCAAUACAAGGCAGGCUGCCACCUGGGCGUCAUCUCCAGCUACCUGCUGCAAACCAUGCUGGUGCACCUCAGGGACAUCGACGGGUGUCUGCAGCGGUUCGCGGCCAGCACCGCCAAGCUCAUAAACUUGCACGCCCAGGUCUGGCUCGGGCCCGCGGGCGCGCCGCGGGCGCCCGAGGGCGCGGCGGCGCGGCUCUGCGGCCUCGUGGCGGCCGCGGCGGGGCGGCUGCGGGGCGGCGGCGCGGGCGACGCGCCGGGUGCGGCCGGCGAGGACGGUUGCCGCGGGGCGCGGCCCGUUUUCCUCACGGCCGCGUGGGGCGCGCUGGCGCCGCUGGCGGGCCGCGCGGCGGCGCGCUGGUCCUCGCUGCUCGGCGGCGCGAGGCCGCUGCUGCUGCUGGCCCUCGACGCCCAGGCCCUGGCGGGCUGCGAGGCCGCGGCAGGCCGCGGCGUGCACUGCCUGGACGCCCCGCGGCGCUUCGGCGUGGAGGGCGCGGUGGCGAAGUACCUGGCCCUGGCCGUGCUGGCUGGGCUCGGCCUCACGGCGGUGUGGCUGGACCUGGACGUGUACGUGGCGAGGGACCCGGCCCCGCACGUCUGCGCCGCUUUGGGCGCGGGGGCCUCGCCGGACCUGGUCUUCGCUAGGCACCUGACCUCCGAGUCUGUCAGCCCCGCCGUGGUCGCGGCGCGGGGCACCGAGAAGGCCGCGGGCCUCCUGCUGCAGUACGCCAGCUGGCUGCGGGAGAACGUGUACCUGCUGGACCACCGGGGCUGGGACCAGUUCUUGGACAACCGCGCCGGCGACUUUGCCGGGGGCGUGGACUACAAGGGCCGCAACGUCACGACGCACAACGACUCGGGGCCGGCGUACUCCUUUCUCCCACGUGGCAUCGAGCUGCCGGUGCAGGCGCGCUUCGCCAAACUGGGGGCGGAGUUUGGGAGCGGCGACGGCUGGCUGGGCGACGAGGCCGCCAGUGGGCUGGCGCUCUUCCACUUUUGGGGCGCCCGCGAGGCCCAGACGAGCCUCGCUGAUGUCUUCUUUCCGCACGACGCCCCAGGCUUUCCGGAGCGCGCGCUCGCACUGCUGGCACAGUACCGGCGCACGCCCACGUCGAAGCCUACACUCCCAGCCCUCCUUCACUCGGGGAUCGCCCGCCGCCACCCGCUGCACCUCGUCGCUGUCAGCUACGCGCACGGCUGCUGCAAGAGGUCGCUGCGGCGGAACCGCCAGAAGGCACUGGCCGCCGGCGUGGACGAGGCGCGCGCGUACAACCUGGGCGACCUGGACCGCGGGUGGGCGGCGCGGCACAGUGCCCUCCUCUCGCAGAAGCGCGGGGCGGGCUGGUGGCUCUGGAAGCCGCACCUGAUACUGCGCACCCUCCGCGACCCCGCCGUGCCGUGGCACCGGGGCGUCGUGCUGUGGGUCGACGCCGGGAACUACCUGCACGCGGACCCCCGGCCUCUCGUGGCCGAUGCGCUCCGGGGCUCGGACGUGGUGGCCCUGAGGCUGAAGGGGUGCCUGGAGCGGGACUGGACCUACGCCUCCACGCUGCAGUGGCUCAACGCCUCCGAGCGGUACGCCGUCGUGGACAGGCCGCAGCUGGGGGCCUACUUCCUGGUCUUCCGGAAGACCAGGGGUGCGAUCAGGUCGGGGCCCCAGGGACCAGGGCGUUGCAGACCAGGGCGUUGCACACGCCAGGACUCCGCGAGUGGGCCGCGGGGAGGGGGCUUGGGAUGGUCCGGCCCACGGCCGCAGCGGCUUCAUUUCUGCUGCUGCUGGGUGCCGCAGCCCUCACCUGCCAGAGCGCUCUCGUCUGCGGGGCCCCGGUUCAGGUUCGCGGAGCAGUGGCUGGAGCGCGCCCAGGAGCCCGAGGCGCUCCUCGGAGCCCAGGGGGCCGCCAACUGGACGGAGCCGCCGCUGCGGGCGCAGGUCCCCAGCUUCCAGAAGCACCAGGCGGACCAGAGCGUCUUCUCCGUCCUGUUCAAGGAGCACGGGUUCCGGGCGAUCUCCUUGGAGGAGGGUCAUCGGGUGGUGACGCUGGCGCGCUGGCGCGAGUGACGCGACCGUCCACAGACUGGGACACACUCCUCCUUCUACGCCUCUGCCUCAA
Molecule: messenger RNA, 2908 nt
Organism: Prorocentrum cordatum
Lineage: Eukaryota; Dinophyceae; Prorocentrales; Prorocentraceae
Source: the annotation of a GenBank genome assembly